ACUUCCGAAGACCCUGGGUUUUUCCCAUUAGCAAUUCCAGUCUCACCAUUUUUGCUAAGGGCAGAGUUGUCUCCAAGGGUUCAUAUCAAAACCACUUCAAAUCGAAGUCCCUUCCUUCAGUGAGGCUGUAUGAGAAAAGCAGACCCUAUCACCCAUGUUUCGUGCAUGGGCAGAGCCCAUCACUGAGUCACCAGCCCUGGAAUGCUGGUGGGACCUGCAGGAUCCUCCCCACUCCCAUCUCCUCCAGCAUCCUCCAUCCGAACUCUCCAGCCUCAUCCCAGCUUCCUGAGCCAGGCAAACCCAACAUGGUCCCCACAGCCACCCCCAUUAGCCUCUGAUGGGGCUACUUCCCAGCUGCAGAGUCAGAAGGGAAAGAGCAUCUUUAUUGCAGCACUCCUGGGCUUUGGACCUGGGGUGGAAUGGAUGGGGCCAUCCUGGAAACAGGCGCAUGCAUACGUGCAUCUGCAUCAGCAGCACCCAGAGGAUUUGUGACUGAAACCUCCUAUUCAUGGUCACCUCUGCAAGAUUCCUGCUGUGGGGAACACCAAAAUAAAAGCAGAACCAUGUCUGGGCAACUUUCAGGAGGAAAAAAACACCUUAGAAGUGGGAGGGUUUGGGAUGCUGUCACACCACUCAUGGCUGUGGAUGCUGCAAUGGGUCUCCCUUCCCUGGGAGGAGGAGGAUGAUGGAUGGUGAAGCACAUCCUGCAGCUGCAGAAGCUGUGAGGUACCACUCUGCAGGCCUGUGCCAAUUUGCACUGUCUGUAGAUGGAUGAAGAAAGCUUUCCCUCUGUCCCAUGGAAUUCCAGCUGACCAGAAGCUUUGGGAGCAACAGAGAGAUGGAGCUGCAGUGCUGCUGCGUUGCAUUUAACACAGCCUGUUAUCAGAGCAAGGCAUUUUUAGUUAUUCCUUAUACUGCUUUAGCAUAAAAAAGCUACUUUUGGCUUGAUUGCAGAGGCUGAAAGAAGAAGCCCCUCAGCAAGUCAGGUUCAGAGCUGACAGGGUGUAUUCCCCAUUGCCCCACAGUGGGAGACUAUUCCCAGCCCAUUCCUCCAGCAGGGCUUCCCAGAGGAUGCUGCACUGGGAUGCUGGGAGCGUGCCGAGGGGGAAUUUGGAGCGUGCUGGUCCAAAGGACUUGUUGUUGGAAGAACACCUGGGACAAAGGGAGGGAGAUGAGGAGAUGGCAGUGGUGAUUGCAGAGCUCCCUUGGCAUCGCUGCUCACUGGGACACUUGGAAGCUCAGCACUAAGACACUUGUUUUAGUUAAACAACCCCGGGUGGAAGGAUUGCCCUUUGUUACCAGCCAUAUAUUGUUGUUACUAGCCUGUUUUGUUCUCAUUUCUUAUAAAUAUAAUGUCAGGGUGGGUUGGGAGAAGAUGUUCCUGUCGGGAAGUGAGGGCCUUCUCUUGGGCCAUCCGCAGCGUGAGCCGCAGGCGGAGGAAUGCUGAUUAAUGAAGCUCAGUUCACACAUAUGUUCCUGUGGUUUGGCAUUCCCUCCAUCUGGCCCUGGAUACGGCAGAGAUGGUAAAAGACCAAUAUCCAAUUCUGCUUCCUGCCUUCUUUUUAACUCCUUCCAAUAUUUGUUUGGGAUCACAGUGGUCAUAAGGGGAAUAUGAAGAUGUUGCAAGGGCUGGAGCAGCUCUGCUCUGGAGCCAGGCUGAGAGAGCUGGGCUGGGGCAGCCUGGACAAGAGAAGGCUCCUGAAGGGGAGACCUGAGAGCAGCUCCAGUGCCUAAAGGGGCUGCAGGAAACCUGGAGAGGGGCUUGGGACAAGGGCCUGUAGGGACAGGCCAAGGGGAAUGGCUUUAACCUGCCCGAGGGGAGACUGAGAUGAGCUCUUAAGCAGAAGUUCUUCCCUGUGAGGGUGCUGAGGCGCUGGCACAGGGUGCCCAGAGAAGCUGUGGCUGCCCCAUCCCUGGCAGUGUUCAAGGCCAGGUUGGACACAGGGGCUUGGAGCAAGCUGCUCUAGUGGAAAGGGUCCCUGCCCGUGACAGGGGUUGGAGCUGAAGGAGCUUUAAGGUCCCUUCAACCCAAACGGUUCCAUGAUUCUAUGGGGCAUAGACACAGCAGACAGGGAAGCAGGACAGAGACCACACAAUGAGCAAAGUUCUCCUCCCAGGACUCACGCUGCAUCCCUGCAGCCUCAGCACUGUGAGACGUGAGGAUGGGGCAUGGAGCAGCCAGCACCAGUGAGGGGCAGGUCCAGUGGUGUGUGUCAUCCCUGGGAUGCAGUGGCUGGUUGCAUCUCUCCAUCCCGCUUCCCUCUUGCCCAGCCCCAUGGCAUGGGGUGAUGGAGGCGUCCACUCAGCUCUUGCAGACAGGGAAGUGACACUCAGCAUCAUCUCCCUGGGGCUGAUGGUGGCUUCUUUGUGACAGCGAAAUGUGCACGUUCACAUGGAUGGGAACUGUGACACAUCAGGGGUGUUGCUGAUGGGCUCAGAAGAGGAGAACAAGAAGGAAAACAACACAACAGCAGGUUUGCAAACAGGAAGCAUUUGAACCAACCAGCCCAUGGGUCUGCAACGCCCGUCCUGUGAGCGUGGGUCUUUGGCAAUCUGCUUCCGCUGCUCUCACAAGUGAUGCCCAAGCCCUGGCACAUCUGCAUCCCUUCAGCGACCACCCCUGAGCAGAAGCCGUGGUCCCAGGCCCCAUUUGGAGCUGAGGAAGAGCCGCGGUGCCAGAGCCCACACGCAAACUGCUGGAGGAACCUCAUCACCUUGUUCCUGGUGGCCAGAUCUCACCUGGGAUGGUUUUGGCAUAGCAGCUGUGGAAAGGUUUCAUGUGCAAGUCUGACGCAGAGGACUGCAGCUCUGGAAACCAAGCUGUGCAAGGAUUCUGCCCUCCCCUGCCUGGCGAGCACAAGAAGAGGAAGAUGAACCGACAUCCCAACGGCACGAUCCAUGACUCGCAUAUGGUGUCCCCAGCACCCACAGAGAGCCUGGUCUAUGAGGCUGAACACAACGGGACCCGGUGCUUUGCAGAGCACAUCCCCGAACUCGUCACUGGGAGCAUCACCCUGCUCAUCUGCCUGUGUGGGCUGGUGGGGAACGGAGCCAUCCUCUGGCUCCUUGGCUUCCGCAUCAGGAGGAGCCCCUUCACCGCCUACCUCCUGAACCUGGCCGUGGCCGACUCCUGCUUUCUCCUCUUCACAUCGGCUUUCCUUGUGGUCUAUCACAUGCCCAUGCUCAGCUGCUCCCAGCCAGCGCUCCUGGGGGUGCUGCAGCUGUUUCACUCCAUGGUCCUGCUCACGUACGGCACCAGCCUCUACCUCCUCACUGCCAUCAGCGUGGAGAGGUGUAUGGGUGUCCUCUGGCCCUUCUGGUGCCGAGGCCACCGCCCGGAGCCCCUCUCUGCUGCAAUGUGUAUCCUGCUGUGGGCCCUCUCCUGUGUGCUUGCGGGGCUGGUGCACUUUGUGUGUGACCCGGAUCAUUCCCAGCACUGCUGGACGGUUCUCGGGCUCUUGUGCUGCCUCAAUUUCUGCCUUUUCACUCCCUUUAUGGUUCUUUCCAACGUGAUCCUCUUCGUCAAGCUCAGACGCAGCUCUUGGCAACACCACCCAGGAAGGCUGUACGCGGUCAUCUUCCUCACCGUUCUCUUCUUCCUCCUCUUUGGCAUCCCACUCAGUGUCCAGAUCUUCCUCAACUUCUUUGUGUAUAUUAACUUUGUCUUUGAGGUCUGCCUCUUGCUGGCCUCUUUUAACAGCAGCAUCAAUCCCGUUAUUUACGUCCUGGUUGGGAGCUAUGGGAAGUUCACGUUCAGGGGAUCUUUCAGAGUGGCUCUUCAGAGGGUCUUUGAAGAUAAGGCAGAUUCCCAAGAGGUGGCCCCUGUGAUGGAAAUCGCUGCCUAA
This is a messenger RNA of Pezoporus flaviventris, 3845 nucleotides long. RefSeq names its product proto-oncogene Mas-like. The record is from RefSeq and is a predicted model, not a curated record. Gene Ontology annotation, cellular component: membrane. Gene Ontology annotation, molecular function: G protein-coupled receptor activity. Gene Ontology annotation, biological process: G protein-coupled receptor signaling pathway. NCBI's taxonomy places the organism in Eukaryota, Metazoa, Chordata, Aves, Psittaciformes, Psittacidae.